UGCAAUUCAUAAGCAGUAAAGAAAAUCUAUGUGGCUGCCGUUUCCUGCUUUAAGAGUGAUUGUAAAGCAACUCAUCAUUCGGCACAAGACUUUUGGAUUGAUUAAUUCUUUUUUCAUAUACAUGCAAGCGUUUACUCCACUGUAUUGUAGCAAAUGGCUUGUUGCAGAUAUGGGUGACAACAUUGCUGGGUUAACAAAUGGACACAGCAGCUCAGCAGAAUAUGAUUUUUUGCUCAAGUUUCUGGCAUUAGGUGAUUCUGGUGUGGGGAAAACCAGUUUCCUGUACCAAUACACUGACGGAAAAUUUACUGGUAAAUUCAUCUCGACAGUUGGUAUUGAUUUCCGGGAAAAGAGAGUGGUACACCGUAGCCCAACAGUAGAUGGCACUGUGGGUAGAAGUCAAAGAGUACACCUGCAGUUAUGGGACACAGCAGGACAGGAAAGAUUCCGUAGUUUAACGACUGCUUUCUUUCGAGAUGCCAUGGGUUUUAUUCUGCUGUUUGAUCUGACCAGUGAACAGUCUUUCCUGAAUAUUCGUAACUGGAUGGCACAGCUGCAGACACACGCUUAUUGUGAGAACCCAGACAUUGUCCUCUGUGGCAACAAAGCUGAUCUGGAAGAUCUGAGAGUUGUACCAGAGGAGAAAGCUAAGGCAAUUGCUGAAAAAUAUGGUAUUCCAUACUUUGAGACAAGUGCUGCUACUUCACAAAAUGUUACCAAAGCCAUUGAAUGUCUCCUGGACAAGGUGAUGCUGCGUAUGGAACAGAGUGUAGACAAGACGGCAGGGGGCAAAAUGGGGAAAAAUGGAAAGAAAGGUGUGGAGCUGGAGGAGGCAGACAGGAAAAGUGGAUGCAGUUGUUAACCAGGUGGCAACACCCAGGGAAUUAAGAAGACAGCUGUCUGAAUAGGAUUUUAUGAAAAGAGAGCUGAUUUAUAUGUCCUGUUUUCUGUGGGGGAAGACAGUUGCAGAUGCUCAUUAUAAAAGAAAAAAAGUAAUCAGACCUACAUUUACAUAUAUUAUAUUUAUACAUAACAUUUUGCACAUUCCUUUUCACCUAGGAGGAAACCAUUAAAAUAACACAUUAACUAAGAAUUCCAGUAUCAAUUUAAGUCCUUGAGAAACAAUUUUGACAAGUUUGAAAUAUGUUUUAUUACUUUACAUUGUGUAUUCCAUUUGCCAGGAAGAUAAUUAUUUCCAUUUGAGGUCAUGAUCCUACUUUAUUAAAAAAAGUAAUCAUCUCUUAGUCCUAUCUAUUAAAUCCACUAAAUGUUAAUUAUAUUUAUGAUAUUCAGGUUGUGGUUCAUGUAGCAGUGUGAAAUUAGCUGAUCCAUGUUUUCAUUUCUUUUCUUUUUUUUUUGUUCUUUAAAAAUAUUCCAUUGGUACAGAUAUAGCCACAGGCCUGUAUUGCUCUGCAUACAUGUAGAAAGUGGGGCUAUGACAUCCUUAUGUGUCAGUGUAACAACUGGAUUUGUUACAAAUAAUACCCUUCCAUUCAUGUGGUUCUUCUGGAAGUAAACAGGGUCCUUGUCCACAAAGAUCUUUUCCUGUCACCAAGUGAUAUUACGUAUAUAUAUAUACAUGCAUCUGUGUCUGGAUGUUUUGUUUUUUGAAAGUUAUUCUUUUUUAAGUAUUUUCUUCUUUUAAGUAUCUUUUAUGUUUGAAGACUGCUGGUUAAAAUGCAUUUUUUUCUGUUUUUGUAAUAAUGUGCGAUUGUGUUUAAUUUCUAAUGGUGUAUUCUCAGUCUACCGUCAUUCGUGGCAGAUGACCUUUGUACAGCAGGAUCUCAGCAGACCUUUUAAUCACAAUGUCUGACCCCCCCCCCUUCUUGGGCAAUGAAAAUGCCUAAAAACUAGAAUAUUGGCAGUUGACAGAACAGUGGAAGGAGUAGACUGGCUCACUAAGGUUAUGUGGGUCUGCUGAAGGAUUAGACAUGCUUCUGGAGGUUAGAUAUUGUGAUCACAUGGUCUGCUGGGAUAGCACACUGCUUAGUGAACUAAACCAUCAUUAGGCUACUUGAAUGUGAUGACAAACAUAACACCCAGAAAGGUCCACAACAUUAACUAGAAUGUGGUGGGAAUGAUGAUCAUUUUUCCAUAUUUUCCAUUUUUUGUUUGCCGCAAUUGAUUAGCAUUUAAAGAGUGUUAUUAAAGCAUGUACUGGUAGUGACAAAGGUGUUUUUUACCAGUAGAGAAUUGAGGACUAAUGGUGAGAUGUACAAUGCAGUUACCCAGUUUUGAUAAUGCAUAAUUAGGUGUUGGAAGAUGUCUCCAAUACCUGGCUGUGCUGAAUAUAGCAGAACAGGAUGUAAUUACUGAGGAUUGAGGUCUAUUUCUUCAUGCAUGUAUGCAUAUUAUUCAACAUGAAUGAUUGGAGCAGGUUUUCUUCGGCAUCAAUAAAGACUUAUUAUAGAUUUUUCUCAAUUACUUCACUUUGUUGAGGCAAAAUAAUGCUUUGGAUUGAACUCUAAUUGGAAAGGAGAGUUAAGAGUUUGAAAUCUCAGGUGUCAUAAAAAGCCGGAUAAGAAUGUAUUUCUAUAAGUAUGUAUAGUAAAUCCUUUAAAUUGCAGCUGGGAAAUAAUCAUUUAAUUAGCAUUUUUGCAAGGUAUAUUGCAUGUAAUAACAGCUGAGCUUUGAAAAAUUAGUGCAAUUGAAAAUCCCUUUCAGUGAUCAAGAUGAAAUGUAAAACAUGUUAAAAGCCAGUUUUGUUAAUGUUAUAUGUUAUAUUUUGAUAUAUGAUAUACUUUUCUAGGUUGAGGUUUUUCAAAAUCUUAUAUACAGUCAUAUUUUUUCACACAAAUCUUCCAUCUUAACAGAAUUUAAUAUUGCUAUACAGUCUAUAUCUUGGUAAUGGUGUUAUAGUUUCUAGCCAAUUAUUUAAAGCUUAUAAAAGUAACGUAUCUAUAUAUUGCAUAAAAAGCUUCCUCAUUCCUAUGACAGACACUGUAUACAUGUACCUACAAAGUGCUAAAUACUGUAGGUGUUUAAUAUAUUCUUUAAAAUAUGAUGUAAUUUAGGUAAUAUGUGCAUUUAGUAAUUUAGGAAUACUUUAUAUUUCACAUAUUUGAAAAGACGAGUUAUAAAAUUUGAAAAAAAAAGUAAGUGAAGGGAAUGUUUUUUAGUAUCGUAAAAUUUACGAAUUCCAUUCAGCGAAACUUACAACUGAUAGUUAAUAUGUCAAAGAGGGAAUGUGGUAUACAGCAGAGCUCUGCAUACAAUUAACGUUACAUAGAAAUAGCUCGUUGGACGAUGUGAUUGCGACAUUGCCUAUAUUAUAUAGCAAACGCAUUCCUGACGAUUGACAGGGCUGGGUUUACUUUUAUUGUUCAACGGGGACGAAACGUGUAAAUCUGCGAAAAACGGCAGAAUGGUAACAAGAUGAGAGCUAGGAUAAUGUCCCGCCUGGUUCAUACCGAAGGGUUAUUGGACCUUUGGU
Lingula anatina is the source of this 3433-nucleotide messenger RNA. RefSeq names its product ras-related protein Rab-27A. The record is from RefSeq and is a predicted model, not a curated record. Gene Ontology annotation, molecular function: GTPase activity; GTP binding. Lineage: Eukaryota; Metazoa; Brachiopoda; Lingulata; Lingulida; Lingulidae.